GGAUAUACUGACGGAAUACGCUGAUACGACAGUGAUGAAGCCCUGCCACAAUGGAGCAACAAUGACAUUUGAAAGAAUGGAAAUAGUUACUAUUACCACCAACAAAAACGAGAAAGGGGAUGCUAUUGCGUUACUCAAAUUCUUUCGGCAACUGAAGGGGUGAAUCAUGCAGCAACGGUAGCAGGGAACGAAAAAGAAUAGCAAACAGAGCACAACCGAGGGUAUUUGGGUCAAAGACCGACAUGAUCAUCCGAAAGGCGUCGAACGGUAUAGCACUGGAAUAUGGUGGAACUGAAACAUCUGCGAUCUACGAUAGCGACUUGGGCAAGAAGCGAAUGCAUGAUGAAGAACUGAAGCUACCAAAAACAAUGCGGGAUAUGCUGUUGAUGAUUGCCGAAGAUAUCAAAUGGGAUUCUGAGAAACUGAAGGAAAUUGAAAUUGUCGGUUACGCACAUAGUGGUAAUAAAGUUUGAAAAUCUAUAUUCUAUGAUCUCUUACCUUUUUGUUAUUAUCGUUAAUACUAGUGAUCUAUAGUAGUCAUACUUUUAUUUUUUAUUCCUACUACUUUAUUACGCGUC
This is a messenger RNA of Halteromyces radiatus, 578 nucleotides long. RefSeq lists its product as uncharacterized. The record is from RefSeq and is a predicted model, not a curated record. Lineage: Eukaryota; Fungi; Mucoromycota; Mucoromycetes; Mucorales; Cunninghamellaceae. The transcript is spliced from 2 exons. The coding region runs from base 243 to 473 and encodes 76 amino acids.